CCCGGGGAAAUUUAAUCGGUUGCACCAAUAGGUUAGUGUUUUGUAACAUGUUUUUGAAGGGUGAGUAGUAAUAUGCGCAAAACAUCAUCAUUUAAACCAGGUGAAACAAACCUGUCUUGAGGGGAUUCUACUCAUAAUUCUAGGAUUAUGCUAUUACCGUUACUUCUUCGUGGGUGCACUGCAAAGCACUAUGUACAGCAAGCACAUUCUAGCACUCGGUUAUAUGUUAAUUUCUGCAACAUCAGAGGACUAGCCACAUCCAGAGUCCAGCUCUUCCUCAGGAGAACCCCACCACGAUUCCUCAACCAGUCACGAGGAGCUAAAACAAACAAGAGGAAACGUCAGAGCCAGGAAGAUACCUGGAAAGAAAGGAACAAGACCAUCCUGACAUACAUUGCGGCCGCCGGAGUGGGAAUGAUUGGCAUGUCAUAUGCUUCUGUUCCUCUCUACAGGCUAUACUGUCAGGCAACAGGACUGGGAGGCACAGCAGUAGCUGGACAUGACACAGACCAAGUGGAGACUAUGAAGCCAAUUAGGGAGCGUGUUAUUAAAGUGACCUUUAAUGCAGACACACAUGCCAGCAUGCAAUGGAACUUCCGUCCACAGCAAUCAGAGAUUUACGUUGUACCAGGGGAAACUGCGCUGGCUUUUUAUAGGGCUAAGAAUCCCACAAGCAAACCGGUGAUCGGCAUUUCAACCUACAAUGUUGUACCUUUUGAUGCUGGACAAUAUUUUAAUAAGAUACAGUGUUUCUGUUUCGAGGAACAGAGGUUAAACCCACAUGAGGAGGUAGACAUGCCUGUAUUCUUCUACAUUGAUCCAGAGUUUGAUGAAGACCCCAGGAUGGCACGAGUAGACAAUAUUAUACUCUCAUACACCUUUUUUGAAGCCAAGGAAGGACAGCGGAUACCGAUCCCUGGUUAUAGCUAAUUAUGCAUUAUUCAGAGACUUUAAAAUCAGAAUUAUCUUCUGGAGAUUGCUUUCUGUAAUUAUUUUGAGAAUGAUUACUACAUGGGAUAAUGUCUGAUGUCUGAAUCAAAUGGUUACAUACAAAUUUUAAGAGUCAUCAAAGCUGAUCAUUUGUCUGUGAAUGUUUAUGGUUAAGACAAUAAAAUUUUAGCUCUUAUUUUUGCACAAGCUAUAACCUGUUGAUAUCAAAUCACUGAACUUGUUAUGCAACAUUUGUGCAUGCGUGUCAUUAUAGUCUUUAGGACGCUAGAGGGCAGCAUUUGUGCACGUUUAUUUUAUUUUGUGCACAUGAUUAAAAAAAUUUGCAUUGGAGUGAAAACAAUGACUUGUGCCGCUUUUUGGGGGCAUGUUGGAAUAAUUAAUAUUACAGGGUAUUGUAUUGUGGCAACUUAAGAAAAUUAGUCUGUGCUAGAUUUUUGGAUAUCAUACAGCUGUAACAGAUACAUGUUAUAAUGUAUA
This is a messenger RNA of Pimephales promelas (fathead minnow), 1428 nucleotides long. RefSeq names its product cytochrome c oxidase copper chaperone COX11 (gene cox11). Lineage: Eukaryota; Metazoa; Chordata; Actinopteri; Cypriniformes; Leuciscidae. The record is from RefSeq and is a predicted model, not a curated record. Gene Ontology annotation, cellular component: mitochondrial inner membrane. Gene Ontology annotation, molecular function: copper ion binding.